Molecule: messenger RNA, 582 nt
Organism: Plasmodium gonderi
Lineage: Eukaryota; Apicomplexa; Aconoidasida; Haemosporida; Plasmodiidae
Product: 50S ribosomal protein L24
Exons: 1
Coding region: 1-582 (193 amino acids)
Biological process (GO): translation
Cellular component (GO): ribosome; mitochondrion
Molecular function (GO): RNA binding; structural constituent of ribosome
Source: RefSeq, a predicted model, not a curated record
AUGUUUUGCCACAGCUUUUCGAGAAACAUUAAUGAACUCCUUUUUAACAGAUUCAAUUGUUACUUUUUGAAAAAUGUUCAAGUAAGAAAUCACAAAAUAGUUAAACCUAGGAAUAUUAUUAAGCUAUGGAAAAUUAAUAAGGGAGAUGAAGUUAAGGUGAUAUCAGGAAAGGAUAAGGGCAAAGUAGGAGAGGUAUUAAGUUGUGAUAAAUUUAGAAAUAUGGUUAAGGUAAAAGGAUGUAAUUUAAGAAAAAUAUAUCUCGAUAAUAAAUUUGUUUAUAUUGAAAAAAAAAUUCAUUAUUCAAAUGUACAGUUGAUAGAUGAUUUUUUAAAAACAAAUACGAAAGUGUGCAUUAGGUACACAGAUGAUAAUCAGAUUAUACGAAUAUCAAAAAAAUCGGGAAUUGUCAUUCCUUGGCCUUCUAAGACAAAUAAAGAGGAUGACUUUGAGGACGUCGAGGAAAACCCAUUAGACACGCCACCUCAGGAGGCCCUCAAAAAGACGUAUGACUACAAAACGGAUGUCAAGUUCAUGAAUAUAUUAAGACAAACGAUUAACAAAUACAAUAGGGAGUUGUCAUAG